CUCAUUCGAAGUGUUGUCCUUCACAUGAGUGACCUUGAGGACAGUGUUAUUCCGGGGCACUCAUGCCCUUCUAAUGUUAACAACAAAUGUGUGUCUACCUAUAAACGUAAAACAAUCACUGUGUGCAUUUUAAUUCUUAUCAAUGUUUUGAAUUACAUGGACAGAUUCACCAUAGCAGGAGUUCCUGAGAGCGUGAAAGCUUACUACAAAAUCACUGAUUCUGAACUAGGCCAAUUACAGACGGUUUUCUUUGUGUUCUACACAAUUCUAAGUCCAGUAGCUGGCUACCUCGGAGAUCGUUGGAUAAGGAAGCGUAUAAUGCAAAUCGGUCUUUCGCUUUGGGUUGUGGUCACACUAGGAAGCUCUUUCGUUCCAUCGCAGAGCUUCGGCUUGUUUUUAGCCACGCGUUGUUUCGUUGGAGUCGGGGAAGCUAGCUACUCAACUCUGGCCCCAACAAUUCUCGCAGAUUUAUUUGUGGGAGACACGAGAACUAAAGUCUUGGGUCUUUUCUAUUUCGCAGCACCCGUUGGAAGUGGGCUAGGGUUUAUUGUGGGUUCAGAAGUAACACGUUUAACGGGAUCUUGGCAAUGGUCUUUACGGAUUACACCAAUAUUUGGUAUAAUAUGCAUCAUUCUUUUGAGUAUUCUUCACACGGAUCCACCUCGUGGUGAAGCGGAAGGAGGUUCAUUUAUGCGCACUACUUCAUGGUGGUUGGAUAUAAAAUCUCUGUUUCUCAAUCCAGCUUUUAUGUUUAUAAGCAGUGGAUAUACAUGUGCUUGUUUCAUUUUGGGCUCACUUUCAUGGUUCGCAAUAGAUCUGAUUCAAUCAGCCUUGAAUGCUAAACACGAUGAUCCGUCUGCUUGGAAGAGUUAUAAUAUUCCUAUCGUUGUUGGGGCUACAACGUGUUUUGCUGGAAUUAUCGGUGUUCUUACAGGGGCACAAUUAGGUCGUUAUUUACGUCGUUGGCUUCCUGCAGCAGAUGCUUAUGUGUGUUCUGCUAGUCUGUUUAUAUGUGCUCCAUUCCUAUUCUUUGCUCUCUUGUCUUCAUCUUGGAAUUUUUAUGCUUGCAUUGUCUUAGUUUUUAUUGUUGAGUUUCUUUUAUGCAUCACAUGGGCACUUGUGACGGAUAUGACUAUGGGUGUUGUAAUUCCAACUCGUCGUUCUUCAGCUUCUGCUCUUCAAAUGAUUAUGAGUCAUGCAUUAGGCGAUGCUAUUAGUCCUGCUAUUGUUGGUCGAAUUGCAGUAGCUAUCACAGAUGUCUACUCGCUAGAAACACAAUAUUUAGGCUUACAACGAGCAUUAUUUUUAGAUACAUUUGUCUGUGCACUCGGUGGAUUUCUAUUUCUUACGGUUACAUUAUAUUUGGUCAAAGCGAAGAAUGAUGUUCUAAAAGCUGUUCAAGCCUCUCAUAGUGAUAUGGUUGAUAUUCUACAAGGACAAGAAACUGGAGUCCCACCAACAUCAGCAGUAUCUAGCUCUGGUGAUAUAUCCACUUGAGUAUGUGUAUAUACAUCCCUGUCUGUUGUCUGUCUAUCUAUCAGUGUGUGUGCUCAUUAAACACUGGUGAUUUGUUUGCGCAUUGGUGGUGUCUACACGGUGAUUAUAACUCGCACGCACGCACACACACACACACACUUAACAUAAAUGUUUAUAUUGUGUCUCAAAAUGUGUUCGUUUCUUAUGUGAUGAUGCAACACAAUUAUGAUCAUAAACAUGAUUUUACUCGUCUUUUUCUUCAAACAGAAUUCAAAACGAAGAGACACCAGACAUUGAGAAAUUAGCAUUUUUUAGAAAAAAACACAGAAAUCAGAAUCAUGAUUUUUAUCACUGUACUUUCUUUCCUUUUUGUUUGUGUGUUUGUUUGUUUGAAUGUGUGUGCGUGUGCGUGCGUGUGUGGGUAUGCUUGUCUGUUCAUUUACUCUUUUCUAUUUUAUACUGAAAUAUGUCUGCUGCUUCUCCUUUUGUAUCUUUACAUCACUACUAUUGUUAAUAAGUUCAAACCUGUAUCUUGGUUUAUUAAUAACCAUUUAUACUUAUUAUUAUUUUUACUCUUUAAAAAGGCUAGUCAUCCUGUUAUACUGUAUGUAUUUACCAUUGAUUUUAUUGCAUGUUACAAUCAUUGUAUGUAUAAUCAUGAUUUAAGGCAUUAAGGCAUUAUAUCAAAUACUCCUGCCGCUGUUCCACAUCGGCAUGAUGUUUACGCUCCCUAUCGCCCUCUCUCUCUUUCUGACUGUUAUUUCCUUCUCGCCUAUUUCCUUUUUGUUGUUUAUGUACAGUAUUAAUUUCAAUAAAGAUUUAUCUCUGUACAAUAUCAUAUGUUGUUG
Trichobilharzia szidati is the source of this 2324-nucleotide messenger RNA. The record is from the annotation of a GenBank genome assembly. Lineage: Eukaryota; Metazoa; Platyhelminthes; Trematoda; Strigeidida; Schistosomatidae.